AUAUUUUCGUUCGUUCGACGUUUUGAGGGAGGAAAAAAAACGACAUUGCCCAGAUGUAUUUAAAUAAGGCGUUGAGAGGCAGGUCUGUUAAAAUGUGACAAGUCUUGUUUGGGCCAUAGAGUUUCGCUGUGAACUGCAUGAUGACAGAGGGAACGUCUUUGCGAAGAAGGGGUGGCCCAUAUAAGACUGAGCCUGUGACAGAUCUCAGGCGCUGGAGGUUGAAUAAUGUAGAGGGCAGACAGACCUGGAGGUAUAUAGAGGAUGGAGACACCCUUGACAGACAGCAGCACAUGCUUGAAUGCCACUCCCUGGGACUGGAUACGACGGAGUUUUUGUCAGCGUCCCCAGCUGCACAUACCGCAGUAGAAGCUGCACUGAAGGGAAUGGAUUUCUACAGCCGUCUGCAGGGUGAAGAUGGACAUUGGGCUGGAGAUUAUGGUGGACCCCUUUUCUUACUGCCAGGUCUACUUAUAACAUGUCAUAUUGCUAAGAUCCAUCUCUCAGAAGCAUGGAAACAGGAGAUGGUUAGGUACCUGCGUUCUGUACAACUGCCUGAUGGAGGUUGGGGCCUGCACGUUGAGGAUAAGUCUACUGUUUUUGGAACAGCUUUGAGUUAUACCACCAUGAGAAUUCUUGGAGUUGGUCCUGAUGAUCCAGAUAUGGUUCGGGCGAGGAACAAUUUGCACAGCAAAGGGGGUGCUGUCGGCAUACCCUCUUGGGGUAAAUUCUGGCUGGCCAUUCUUAACGUUUACAGUUGGGAAGGAAUGAAUACUCUCUUUCCAGAAAUGUGGUUGUUCCCUUCCUGGGUGCCAGCACAUCCCUCCACUUUAUGGUGCCACUGUCGUCAGGUUUACCUGCCCAUGAGCUACUGUUAUGCAGUCAGAUUAUGUGCUGAUGAAGAUUCUCUGGUGCUCAGUUUAAGACAGGAACUGUAUGUCCAAGAUUACUCAACUAUUAACUGGCCAGCUCAGAGGAACAAUGUCGCAGCCUGUGACAUGUACACACCACACAGCAACUUGCUCACAGUCGCAUAUUGGAUUCUGAAUGUCUAUGAAGCUCAUCACAGCACAUUUUGUAGAGAAAAAGCAGUGGAAGAGCUCUACGAUCACAUCAAAGCAGACGAUCGCUUCACUAAGUGCAUCAGCAUCGGCCCGAUCUCAAAAACGAUCAAUAUGUUAGUCCGCUGGCACGUGGAUGGACCCCAAUCACCUGCUUUCCAGAAACAUGUCUCUAGGAUUCCAGACUACUUAUGGCUGGGUCUGGAUGGUAUGAAAAUGCAGGGAACAAAUGGCUCACAGCUAUGGGACACAGCCUUUGCGGUACAGGCAUUUCUGGAGGCAGGUGCCCAAAAUAAUCCUAGCUUUACAGAGUGUCUCAGACAAGCCCAUCAUUUCUUUGAUCUGACUCAGAUCAAAGAUAAUCCUCCAGAAUAUCAAAAAUACUACAGGCAAAUGAACAAGGGAGGAUUUCCCUUUAGCACACAUGACUGUGGUUGGAUAGUUGCGGACUGUACAGCAGAAGGGCUGAAAUCUGUAAUGUUACUGCAGGAGCAAUGCAGUUUCCUUCAACAACAAAUUCCCAGAGAAAGACUAUUCGAUGCUGUCAAUGUGCUGCUAAGCAUGAGAAAUCCUGAUGGAGGGUUUGCCACGUAUGAGACAAAGCGUGGAGGAAGACUCCUGGAGCUCCUAAACCCAUCGGAGGUUUUUGGUGAUAUCAUGAUUGACUACACCUAUGUUGAGUGCACCUCAGCUGUAAUGCAGGCACUGAAACACUUUCAUCAUGUUUAUCCAGAGCACAGAGCGGAGGAGAUAGGGUCAACUCUGCAUGAAGGGCUGAACUACUGCAGGAGGGUCCAGAGGCCUGAUGGCUCAUGGGAAGGGUCUUGGGGAGUGUGUUUCACGUAUGGUGCCUGGUUUGGUCUAGAGGCAUUCGCAUGUAUGGGCCACACCUUCCAGAAUGGGUCUGUUUGUGCGGAGGUGAAGCGUGCAUGUGACUUCCUGCUGUCUAAGCAGAUGGAAGAUGGAGGCUGGGGUGAAGACUUUGAGUCAUGUGAGCAGCGACACUACGUUCAGAGCAAGAACUCCCAGAUCCACAACACCUGCUGGGCACUUCUGGGCUUGAUGGCUGUCAGGUAUCCUGAUAUCAGAGUAAUUGAGAGAGGUAUUCAAUUAUUAAUUGACAAGCAGCUUCCCAAUGGAGACUGGCCUCAAGAAAAUAUAUCUGGAGUGUUUAAUAAGAGCUGUGCCAUCAGCUACACCUCUUAUAGGAAUGUUUUUCCUGUGUGGACAUUGGGACGUUUCUCACGACUCAACCCCAGCAGCUCCCUGACUGGAAAACUCAAACUGUGAUUCAGAUAUAUUUGUAUCUGUGCUCCAAAUAAGUAGUAGCUGACACAGCCUGAUCAAAGACUACUUUUCUUUGAAACAAACCUAUUUGCUGCUCUUUAGAAAAAUAGGGAUGAUUGUUAAACUCUAUAAAAAAUGUAUUUUACAGGUAACAGCUUUGCAUUUUGUAGAUGGCUCUUUAAUUACAAGUUUUUUCUGUACUCUUCUAAUUAAUAUUUUGUCAAAUAUUGGUUCACAAUUUUUGUAAUAUGACUCUUGCCUUUUGUAUCUGUAGUCCAAUAAGAAAAAUGACACGGAAAAAUAAAACUCUAUUUUUGUGUAUUUUUGCAGGCAUUUCAAAAGGUUACCGAUUGUGCUGUGUAUAUCUCCUGUAUACUGCAAAAAUAAGAUUAUUGAUAAGAUUAUUAUCUCAAUA
Messenger RNA from Triplophysa dalaica, 2760 nucleotides. RefSeq names its product lanosterol synthase (2,3-oxidosqualene-lanosterol cyclase) (gene lss). Gene Ontology annotation, cellular component: lipid droplet. Lineage: Eukaryota; Metazoa; Chordata; Actinopteri; Cypriniformes; Nemacheilidae. The record is from RefSeq and is a predicted model, not a curated record. Bases 138 to 2348 code for a protein of 736 amino acids. Gene Ontology annotation, biological process: triterpenoid biosynthetic process; cholesterol biosynthetic process. Gene Ontology annotation, molecular function: lanosterol synthase activity. The transcript has 22 exons.